Messenger RNA from Amaranthus tricolor (Joseph's coat), 2637 nucleotides. Its product is annotated as cellulose synthase-like protein G3. Gene Ontology annotation, molecular function: cellulose synthase (UDP-forming) activity; mannan synthase activity. Gene Ontology annotation, cellular component: trans-Golgi network; plasma membrane. Lineage: Eukaryota; Viridiplantae; Streptophyta; Magnoliopsida; Caryophyllales; Amaranthaceae. The transcript has 8 exons. The coding region runs from base 52 to 2169 and encodes 705 amino acids. Gene Ontology annotation, biological process: cellulose biosynthetic process; plant-type primary cell wall biogenesis. The record is from RefSeq and is a predicted model, not a curated record.
ACUAAGUGACUUGAUUCUGAAAGAGCAAAUUUGUAAAACUAAGAAACGAAAAUGGUAGCCACCCAUAGUUGCAAAGUCUUAACAGCCAGAGCUAUUCUGUCCCGUCUCCACAUCUUUUUUCAUGCAUUGGCCAUUCUUGCUUUGUUCUACUACCGUUUUACAUCUUUGUUCACAACAACCAGCAGCUUGGCCCGACUUACAUGGGCAUUGCUUGUCAUCGCUGAGCUUAUUUUGACCUUUAUAUGGGGGUUUGCUCAGGGCUUCCGAUGGCGCUCUGUUUUAAGGGAUGUAUCAGGCUGGGAGUCUAUAAAGCCCCAUCAACUUCCUGGGUUGGACGUCUUUAUAGUAACGGCGGAUCCAACCAAGGAGCCAGUAUUGGAGGUGAUGAACUCAGUCAUCUCAGCCAUGGCUCUUGAUUACCCACCAGAUAAGUUGGCGGUUUACUUGUCGGAUGACGGAGGUUCACCUUUAACCAAGGAAGCUAUUAGAGAAGCUUUCCAAGUUGCUAAGCUUUGGAUUCCAUUUUGUAAUAAGUAUGGGAUUAAAACCAGAAUUCCUGAAUUUUUUUUCAGUCCGUCUUGUGAUCGGGAAAGGCUUGAUUGGGAUCAUGACUACAAAGCCCAAGAAUUGUUGAUCAAGUCAAAAUAUGAAGCUUUGAAGAAAAAUAUUGAGAAAGGAAGUGGAGAUACCAGCAAAUGUAGAAUGGUGCACGACCGCGCCCCUUACGUUGAGAUUGUAAACGACAACAAGCAGGAUGGAGAAAGUGAAGCUGUGCUGCCUCUUUUGGUUUACGUAGCAAGGGAAAAGAGACCAAGUCAUCCUCAUCGAUUCAAAGCUGGAGCACUUAAUGCUCUUCUUCGAGUGUCGAGUCUAAUGAGCAAUGGAUCUUACAUACUGAUAUUAGACUGUGAUAUGUAUUGCAAUGAUCCAACCUCUGCUCGUCAAUCAAUGUGUUUUCACCUUGACCCGAACAUGUCUCCAUCUCUUGCAUUUGUGUUAUACCCUCAAACUUUUUACAAUGCUAGCAGAAGCAAUGACAUAUAUGAUGGCCAAGCAAGAUCAGCUACUAAGACAAAAUGGCAAGCCAUGGAUGGUCUUAGGGGACCUGUCAUGACUGGAACUGGGUAUUACUUGAAGAGGAAAGCAUUAUUUGGAAGGCCUAACCGAGAAGAUGAAUUCCUCACGAGUCAACCAGAAAAGGCAUUUGGUUCAUCCACAAAAUUCAUUGAUUCGCUACAUCAUAACUCCAAGCAGAACAUUGAAUUAAAGCAGAUGAACAAAGAUGAGUUGUUAGAAGAGGCUAGAAGAUUGGCUACUUGCACAUAUGAAUCAAACACACUCUGGGGUGAUAAGAUUGGAUUCUCGUACGAGUGCUUGCUGGAGAGUACAUUCACCGGAUACCUUUUACAUUGCCGAGGAUGGAAAUCUGUGUAUCUGAACCCAACAAGACCAUGCUUCUUGGGAGUAACCACAAUUGACAUGAAGGAUACAAUGGUUCAACUAGUGAAAUGGACAUCUGGAUUACUUGGAGUAGGCAUCUCCAAGUAUAGCCCUAUAACUUAUGCCAUGUCCAGAAUGUCUGUUUUGCAAAGCAUGUGUUAUGCGUACCUCACAUUGUCUGGGCUUUUCGGAUUUCCAUUUGUGAUUUACGGUAUUGUUGUUCCAAUGUGCUCAUUGAAGGGUAUUCCGGUUUUUCCAAAGAUAAGUGACCCAUGGAUUGCGCCUUUUGUGGUAGUGUUUGUAUCUUCUCUAGUUCAACAUCUAUAUGAGGUUCUGUCAGGAGGUGAUUCAGUUAGAACAUGGUGGAAUGAGGUUAGAAUAUGGUUUGUAAAAGGAGUAGGUGCAUGCUUAUUUGGAUCAAUUGAAGCAAUAAUGAAGAAAAUGGGGAAACAAAAGACUACUUUCAGAUUAACAAAUAAAGUGGUGGAGAAGGAAAAGCUGGACAACUACGAGAAGGGGAAGUUCGAUUUACAAGGGGCGGAUAUGUUCAUGGUUCCUGUUGGCAUUUUGGUCACACUUAAUUUGUUGGGUUUUAUUGGGUGUCUAUACAGGGUAAUAAUCUACCACAAUUAUCAAGAAUUGUUUGCCCAACUUUUCCUCUCCUUCUUUCUACUUGUACUUAGCCGCUCUAUUAUCGAGAGUAUAGCAAAAAAGGUUCUUUUUUUUUAAAUGAAAACCCAGAAAACAAAACAGAGGUACUUUAAAUUGAUACAAUAAACUCCACUUUUUCUGAAUUUUGAAUCCUUCCAUUUUGUUGAUGUAAUACCAGCUAGUUUUGUAGAAUUAUUUGCAGUCUAAAUUACUCAUCUUUUGUGUUCUUUUUGAGAAAUAAAUAUACUCUAUAUUCUGCAACUUCUGCCAAACUUUCUAUUGUGAAUAUAAGGAAACUCUUAUACAAGCUCACUCUUUAGAGAUCUUUAAAGGUCAUAAGGGUUCUCAAGAAAGGGAGAAGGAGUAAGAUCUCCCCUUCGUAAGCACUAUACUCACUCUUUAUGGUUUGGAUUUAAUACAAAUUCAAGUCAAACUAAAUUAAAUUUUGUUUUAAUUUUUUUUAGUUCAAAUCCUAAUUAUAUUUUUUAUAAUUCAAUUUGAACUGUAUCGAUUUAUUAAAUGUCAAUCUAAAUUGAACCGAUUAAA